Bradysia coprophila is the source of this 2411-nucleotide messenger RNA. RefSeq names its product beta-1,3-glucosyltransferase. NCBI's taxonomy places the organism in Eukaryota, Metazoa, Arthropoda, Insecta, Diptera, Sciaridae. Gene Ontology annotation, cellular component: membrane. Gene Ontology annotation, molecular function: glycosyltransferase activity. The record is from RefSeq and is a predicted model, not a curated record.
CUGUGGGAAAUUGAAGUGAAAGCACUUUUAUAAGCACCGUUGUGUGAACGAGGGAUUGAAAAUUUGUUCGAACUACCACUGGUUGGUCGGUAUUACGAUCGUUGUUUUCUCGUUAUUGAAAUUUAUUUUUAAAAAUAAACUGAAAAAUUGUGCUGUUUAUGUGAGAAGUUGCAAUCGAAUGAUGAGAGCUAUCUACAUGAAUGAAAGCAACGAAUGCUAUAAGAGCACAAGAACAUUUUAUUAUAAUUUUUGAAUGAAAACAUUAAUUCAUAGACAAAAAAUGAAACAUCUGUGUUGAACAUUGAUAAACUCUCGUGUGUAAUAUUGAUGUGAACUCUCUGGAACACUCAAAGAAUGUUAACUUCUGGUUUUUAUUGAUAAAAAAAAAUCAUUCGGAUUGGUAUGUCGAAUGUUGUGGUUGUGAUAAUGUAUAACAUGACCACGUCCACUGCUACAAAGCCACUAAUUUUAGUAAUGUAAUUGAAUCUGACGACAGAUUUUAGUUUAAACACUGUCGAUCCAAUCUCGGAUGAAUAUUGUAUUAAGUUUGUGUGUUGUGUUGUGUUGAGACCAACAACAUCACCGAACAAUUUAUAAUUAAUAGCACAGAGUGGAUAGAACACCGUGGAGUAACUGACUUGUAUUAAUAAUCAGUAUGUGCAUGUGUUUCCAUACAAAGUUAAAUAUUAACUAUGAAAACGCCGUUUUCCCGGCAGCUGGAUACUAAAUGUGCUAUAACGAAUUCAUGGAAUUUUGCGAUGUUAAAUCCAUUUCGGCAGAUGAAGCUAAAAAAUUAAUUUAUUUAAACGGUGUUCCCGAAAUCCAGCGCUGCUGAUAUGGUCUUGUCGACAUAGAUGAAACGAAACAUCCCUGCGGCAUGGCAUUUGCAUUACAGUUAUAAAUAAAAUUUAUUGACAGAUUUUGUUGCAAGUGAAAUAUGAGUUUGAUUGCGAUUUAUUGGCUCGCAUUUGUUCGAUUAUCGCUGUCAUUGGCUCCGCAUGAACUGACCAUUUUGAUAAGAAGUCAAAGUGAUUUAUACAACCGACAAUUUGCCAUCGAUUUGAAAGAGGACAUAUUACAACAGACACACGGAUUAAAACCACCGCAAAUCUAUCUAACCCACGAAACAUUUAAUCACGGAUCAUGGGCUAUCACACCACUGUUGGUGGAAAAUCUUCGGAAAAUUUUCACCUCCGAAACGAAAUGGCUCAUUUUAUGCGAAGAUCAAAGUGGUGUAGAUUUAACGGCUUUGGUAGAUAAUUUAAACAAAGAGGAUUUUAGUGCGGAAGCUUUCAUGGGCUAUCCGUUAAUGGACAAGGAAGCGACGAUUAUUCAUCAUUUUGCAUUUUUUGAAAAUCCAUCAUGGUUUUUGUAUCCGUUAUUGAAAGCCGGUGUCGCAAUUACUAUUCCACUGCUAAACAGGCUAUUAGAACGUUUGAAUAAUGAAAAAUUUUCAACGGAAUUUUUCAUUGAUGCGUCCCACGAGUUUUCUCUGUUUGUUUGGAACAAUGGCAACGGACAUAAAUUAACGUCUGCACCGUACUUUUGUCAGCAGAGAAAAAUCGGGUGUGCAAUAUAUAGUAAACCAUAUGCAACAUGUGAUAAUAAAUGGAUUCCGAACGAAAAUAUCCUGUUUGCUGUGAAAACGUGUUCAAAAUUUCAUUUCGAUCGAGUUCCAGUUAUUCAGUCCACGUGGAGGCGAGAUGUUAAAUUAAUCCGAUUUUACAGUGAUGUUACAGAUUCAACAAUACCAACGAUCAAUACACUCAUUCCCAAUACAGAAGCAGGGCAUUGUGAUAAGGCGCUUUCAAUUUUCGAUUUGAUACUGAAAGAAAUCAGUUCAAACGCCAGUUUAAGCACUGUAAAAUGGGUGGUUUUAUCCGACGACGAUACUUUAAUCAGUGUAAGACAAUUACAAAGAACGCUUUCAUGUUAUGACUCAUACGACGGCGACCUAUAUCUCGGCGAACGAUAUGGCUACCGAUUACUGUCUCCAGAUGGCUUCAACUACAUAACUGGUGGCGGAGGAAUUGUGUUCAGUCUUAGUACAAUAAAUAAACUUAUCAAUCGAUGCUCAUGUCCGACUAGCUCGGCACCCGAUGACAUGAUAAUAGGAAUUUGUCUGAAACAAUUAGGAAUCGAACCGAUUCAUUCGUCAUUGUUUCAUCAGGCAAGACCAACAGACUAUUCGGAAGAGCUGCUUACCGAUUCACCAAUUUCCUUUCAUAAAUUUUGGCAGAUUGAUCCGUACGAAGUUUAUAGUAAAUGGUUUCGUAACACGAACGAAACUGAAAUUAAUACUCCGACCUGCACGACGAGGAGCGAUAUAGAUGUCGAUUUAAGUACAAUAAAACAUGUUGACCUGUAAAUAUAUAGAAAACACGAAUUUGGUCUUUGAUUUAAGUAUUUGA